UUACCUUUCUCCAUCCCCCAAUUCGACAGCAAAGACCAGAUGACUUGUGGGCUAUGGCUUCCACUCCAUCCUUUUAUCAUCCAGGUUUGUGAUGAAUUUUGUGUGGGUCUUCCCCAACUCACUCCACACCUGAUAACGGUCCUAAUUGCCUUCAUUGUGAAUUGCCAACUACUAAAUGUCCCUUUGAACAUUGAGGCAUUCACUUUCCUGUUUCAACUCAAACCUCUGGAAGGAACUAGUGCUUGGUACUACAUCUACAAGAGACACUUAGAAUUUGAAGGUUUUGAAGGCAGUAGAAUUAAAUAUGACAAUUCAGUAUUACCUACUUCUCUUCCAACCUUAGGGAAAACUGAUUGGGAAAAAAGAUUUUUCUUCUUGGAGGGCCCAAAGAAUUUUAAUUUCCCUGCAGUUUGGAGGAUUGGUAGGAUCAACACCCUAGAAAUUCUCCUUAAUGCUAAAUCAUACCUUAUCAUUAACAAACUCCUUAACAACAAUUCUAUAAAAGUAGAAGUCUUACUUGAUGAAGGCAAUCUCAUCAGAUCUAAAGUUUGGCACCAUCACCAUGCUUUUUCUACGGUCAUUAUCCUUAAUCUCCCUCCAGACUUUGAGGCUACAAAGAAACCUGAGACUUCCUUUCAAAAGAGCAAAAAAAGGAAAGAAAGCUCUGCAAAAGGUUCUACCAUAAUUGCACUUAAUUUGCUAGAUCACCGUGUGAAAAGAAAUAAGAAUUCAACUGAGGAAGAAGACUUAGUUGCCAUGGAAAUUCCUAAAGCUCAAGACUGCUCAAAGUCUUCAAUGAGGCAAACAGAACAAUCUUCAAAUAUCCUUCUUGUUUUCCCAAAGACAACAACCUGCACUAUAGAAUCUAGAUAUGAUCCGAACAUGAGAGGAAGAACAGUGCUUCGAGAAAGCUCAUUUGCAUACCAGCUAUCAAAGAAUUUCCUCAUAGAGGAAGACAAAAAACACCUGAAAGAAUUUAUAGAAAAGACACGAUGGCAUGAAACUAACCAUUGCCUCGCAAAGGUUAUGGCUUACCACCAAACAUUAAAAGAAGAUUACCUUAAGAAUGAGGAUGCCAGCUUUUACGUAAAGGAGGAGACUACAAAGCUCAAGAACUUAUUCAGUGAUGUUGUCCAGAUAUGUCUUCGACUUGAUGAAGAGAAAAAUGCUGCAGUGCAAAGAUCUGAGCUCAUAUCUGUUGAGCUAGAAAAUUUUAAGAAGCUUUUUGCGAACUCACAUGAAAAUUACCUCUCAAUUAAGAGAGAGAAAGACGAAAUUGAGAAAGUAAUGAAAGCUAACCAUUCUGCCUUGGAGGAAACAAGGAAAAUUGCUCAACUUCUUCAAGAUGAAAAAGAGGGUUACUUGCAUAAAUUAGUUGAGCUCGAACAAUUAGUGACAAAGCUUUCAUCUCAAAACGCGAGUCUUCAAAUGCAGAUCACCAAUACUUCAACUGACACUAUCCAUAAAUUUAAAAGAUUAGAAGAAGGUCAAACUUGGGCUUUGAGUGGUUGCAUAGAUCAUUUUCAUCUUGUUGUAUCCAUCAUGAAAACUCUUAUACUUGAACGAGACUUGCUAAAAGGUGAUCAUAUUCCAAGUAUCCAAGAGUUUAACAUUUUUGAGGAAAUCAAACAAGACCCAGGUUUGAAGAAAAUGUUUGAGGAUAGGGUGAAGAAGAUCUCCAAAGAAUGUUAUUCUGAAAAUGAAGGAAAAGAAUCCAAGGACCAAGAGUGCGAUUCCAGCAACCUUGAAUAUGAGUAUUCCUCUCAAGAUGAAGCUUUUAGCUCUUAGUUUUAUAUUAUUUUUUAGAAUAAAUUUAUUUCCUUGAA
Messenger RNA from Rubroshorea leprosula, 1826 nucleotides. The record is from the annotation of a GenBank genome assembly. NCBI's taxonomy places the organism in Eukaryota, Viridiplantae, Streptophyta, Magnoliopsida, Malvales, Dipterocarpaceae.